AUGCCGUGGAGAGUAUGGCAGGAGCCGGGAGUUGAUGACUUUUAUAAAGUCGUCCUGGGACGAUGGGGCAAACUCCUCCCUGAUUUGUCCAAAGCCCCCAAGUUGCUCGUCAUCGACCUCACGACCGCUUCUCCGGGAACACAAGUGAAGCGGUCGAUCGAUGACGUUAUCAAGGUGGAAGACGACGACGACGAGGCCUGCUGUGAUGAUGGCUACGGGAUGAUUGUGGGCGCAGUGGAUGCCACCCAAGUCGAGACGCAGGUGGAUACAGCCGCUGUGGAGGAAGCCAGCAAGAAUAUGAAAGAAAUUGGGGAAAGCCCAGCCGCAGCUUCCGCAGGUGGGGACAACGGCCUCGCGGAGACCCUCGCGCUCUUCGAGGAGGAGGACGAGAUUCCCGUCGUUAGUCGGGUGGGUCAGUUUCAGCAAAGGGAUAGGGGAAACAAGCUGAGACCGGAUCCCAACUACGAGGAGCUUGUCAAGAAAGGCGGCAAGCCCACGACACCGCCAUGCACGCCACCCCGAAGGACAUCAACCCCAGAACCCUCAAGCAAGAAAGACCACGAGUUGGCCAAAAAGUUGCAGCGAGCGGAGAGACUACACAGCUCCGACCACACGAAGCGCUACCUGUUCGAGCAGCCCAUUUUGGCGGAUGAGUGUGAACUUCCCCCGCUUACCGAUGUGGAGAAGGAUGCAAUGGCUGCCCGAGUUCAGGAGGCUGAGGCAUCCAGGCGUGUCCUGGAGAGUGCUGCCAGGGCAGGAGGAAGUGAAGAUGACGAGCCUGCGCGGAGGAGGUCCGAAAGGAACAAGGCGGCAACGGGUGCAGCAAAGAAAGAGCAGGAAGAGGAGGAUGAGGAUAUCGGGAAUCCACACAGCAAAAGCGCUGGUAGUGGCCGUGAUGCCCGGUUGAAGAAGAUGCCGUUGACAGCAAUCGACUUGGAAGUGGAGGAAUUGGAAAUGGAGGAAGGAGAGGAGAUCCCGAAGCGCCGUGGCAAGAACGCGCCUAAGAAGAAGCCAGUGCCAGAGGAAGUGGAGGAAGAGGAAGACGAGAUUCCGAAGAGCCGUGGCAAGAACGUGCCGAAGAAGAGGCCAGUGCCAAAGGAAGUGGAGGAAGAGGAAGAGGAGAUCCCGAAGAAAGGCCGUGGCAAAAAAGCGAUGACAAAGAAGGCAGUGCCAGAGGAGGAAGAGGAGGAAGAGGAAGAGGAGAUCCCGAAGAGCCGUGGCAAGAACGUGCUGAAGAAGAGGCCAGUGCCAGAGGAGGAAGAGGAGGAAGAGGAGGAAGAGGAAGAGGAGAUCCCGAAGAGCCGUGGCAAGAACGUGCCUAAGAAGAGGCCAGCACCAAAGGAGGAAGAGGAGAUCCCGAAGAAAGGCCGUGGCAAGAAGGUGAUGAAGAAGGCAGUGCCAGAGGAGGAAGAGGAGGAAGAGGAAGAGGAGAUCCCGAAGAGCCGUGGCAAGAACGUGCCGAAGAAGAGGCGAGUGCCAAAGGAAGAGGAGGAAGAGGAGGAAGAGGAAGAGGAGAUCCCCAAGGCCCGUGGCAAGAAGGCGCCUAAAAAGAAGCCAAUGGAAGAGGAGGAAGAAGAGGAAGAGAAAGAGGAGAUCCCCAAGGCCAGUGGCAGGAAGCCGUCUAAGAAGAAGCCAGUGCCAGAGGAAGAGGAGGAAGAGGAAGAGGAGAUCCCCAAGAAGCGUGGCAAGAAGCCCCCUCAGAAGAAGCCAGUGGCAGUGGAGGAAGAGCAGGAGGAGGAAGAGGAGAUCCCCAAGAGCCGUGGCAAGAACGCGAGCAAGAAGGAGCUAGUGCCAGUGCCAGAGGAGGAAGAGGAGGAAGAACAGGAGAUCCCGAAGAGCCGUGGCAAGAACGUGCCUAAGAAGAGGAAAGUGCCAGAGGAAGAGCAGCAAGAGGAAGAGGAUGGUGGGCGCAAGAAGUUGACGAGACGAGUCAAUGGCAAGAGCCGUGAUCCAAGGGAGGCACAGUCUUCAGACGAGGAGGCUGACGAGGAUGAUCCAAGUGGUGCGGAAGGUUCCGGGAGUGAGAUUCAUGAUCCAAGUGAGGAGAAUGAGUCGCCAGUCCGGCCCAAGGCCAAAGCAAAAGCGAAAGCGAAAGCGAAAGGGAAGGCCAAAAGUGCACCCAAAGCUAAAGCCAAGGUGAAAGCCAAAGCAAAAGGGCAACCGAAGAAGAAGCCGGGCCGCCCCGGUAGGCCUAACAAGACCGACGGCGACGAUGGGGUUUUUGCAAGAAGGCGAAGGCCCCCAACGAUUCCAGCCUGUUUGCGUUGGGAAGCCAUUGUGCGGGUGUUCCAGUCGGAGAUUGUGCCAAAGCUUGAGGAAGCUGAGCUUCCCAUGUCUUGCUGGGAGGUGCUGGGUGUGAAAAUAUAUUAA
This is a messenger RNA of Symbiodinium necroappetens, 2370 nucleotides long. The record is from the annotation of a GenBank genome assembly. Lineage: Eukaryota; Dinophyceae; Suessiales; Symbiodiniaceae.